Vespula vulgaris is the source of this 2690-nucleotide messenger RNA. RefSeq names its product small integral membrane protein 8. The record is from RefSeq and is a predicted model, not a curated record. The transcript has 2 exons. NCBI's taxonomy places the organism in Eukaryota, Metazoa, Arthropoda, Insecta, Hymenoptera, Vespidae. Bases 217 to 477 code for a protein of 86 amino acids.
ACUGUUAUAUAUCGUGUUUAUGUCUCAUUAUGAAUUUAUUAUAUUACAACUUUUUAGAAAAAAUUCUAUCUUGCAAUUUUUUUCAUCGCACCGUUCAAACAUUCGAUCUACUUGAAUUGUUUCGUUAUUGAAUAUUUUAGUUUACGUUUAUAUCGGACGUAGUGACGUUAUUUGUAUAUUUGUUAAUUUACUUGUUUAAUAAUUUUAUUAUUCUAUAUGAAAGAUAAAAGUAAAGAAUCUGCCCCAGGUGAUGGCAUACGCUCGUUACGAAGCACGAUGUUAUUUCGUGCUAUUAAUUACGAGUUGUAUGUCAAGCCGAAUAAGGGCAUAAUGCUUUUUGGGGUUAUGGCAAUGCUUACUUGUUCAGGGUAUUUACUAUACAUGCGAUAUAAACACGAUGGUACUGCUUAUUAUGAGUCUGUGGAAGCAGAUGGAAAUGUCACUUUUAAAAAGAAAACUUCUAGAUGGUUAGAUUAAAUAUAUCAAGGUGUUCACAGAAGAUUCGUAUAUAUUCGAUGAGUACAUCGUUAUUAUAAGAUUUUAAAAAACAAUGUUUGGAAAAUCUGAAUAUAAUUAUACAUUUUCAUCAUAUUUAAAAAAAUCUAAGUUAUGUUCCUUGAUGGUCGUGUUUUAAUUACAAGAAAAAAAAUUCACAAGUACGAGUAAAUAUAGGAGGAAAAGUAAUUUAUUGUCGCUUUGAACCUUUAGAUAUAAUAUCGCUAUUUACAUAAUACUUGUUCAAUAUUAUUUGCAUAUAUCCUGUAAAAAUGUUACAGUUUGUAAUUAUAUUUAAGUAAGAAUACAUAUAAAGAAAAAAGAAUAUUCUUUAUUUAUUAUAAAAUAUUAUGCGCAUAAGUUGUUUCAAAUCUACAUGAUUAUUUAAUUAACAUCAAGACGGUGGAAGACAUUGAAUAAUGUGUCUUUUGUGGACAACCUAUGUUACAUCACUUUAUAGUUUCUAUUGACUAUUACAUUACAUAUCAAGUAUAAAUCUUUGAUCAACAGGCAAUACGUUUAAUUGUGAUUUGUAAGUUUAUGAAUCAUAAGAGGAUAUGUAUAAUUUUGUGUAUAUGUUUUUAUAAGUUCAGAUAUUAUCUUCUUCAAAUAUACUACAGUUACAAUAUUGGAUAACAGAUUGCAUGUGUUCUCUCCAGUUUGUAUCAUAUUCAUUGUACAUAAAUGCUUAGAUAAUUGUAAAUGCUUGCGAUAUUUAAUAAUAUUUUAUGCUUAUGCAACUAUUUUGGUAUGUUUUUUUUGUGAUAAAUUGAUUUUUAAAAUAUACGUGUUAUCUUGUCAUAUUGUUUAUACAAAUAUGUAAAAAAGUAUUUUCUCUUAGAAGAAGAUUCGUUCGCCUAUCUCUUUGGCAGUUUUUAUAUUAUAUCUGGAAGGAAAUUCUUAAUAAUGUAUUUUCUCUUUUAAAGUUAAAAUACUCUAAGUAUAUAAAUGUUAACAGUGGUACUAAAAAUAUAUGUAAAUUAUUCGUUAUAUGUGUAUAACAAUCAUAUAUCUUUUGUUCGCAAAUAUGACAUUAACAAUUUAUUUAUAGUCUAUUAACAUGGAUUUUUGAUCCAUUUUAGUAGAACUUUUAGUGAAUAUAUAUAUAUAUAAGUGGAAUCUCUGCUUUGAAAUAUCUAAAAAGAAAAAUAGGGAAAACAUUUAUCCAUGCUUAUAUGACAAGAUUUGUUACUUUCUUAAAUUGUUUCAAUCUUAGAACACAUGUAAUGCACAAUUCAGUAUAAGGAAAAGGACUUUGGCACGAUCAACAAUAAGUUUUCAUGUACCAUUAUGCGUAAAAAAAAAAACUAAUCCGACAAAAAAAAUUACUUCUUUAAAAUGUCGAAUUUUGUAUUAAAGUGAUGCUAUGAUAACAAAAACUUGGACAUAAUUUGUAUGAAAGUUCAAUAUUUAAUUAUGCAUUAACUUUGUACUGUUCUUUUGUUGGACCACCAUCGUAAUGUCUGCUAUGUAAUUAUUAAAUUUCAUUAAAUAUAGACCUUAUGUUCAUACAUCAACCUUUGUUUUUUUGCCACACAGAGCAAUUUUUUUUUCCUAAUUACAUUAUCCGUUUUCACGUUAUAUUACAAAGACUAUUUUUUUUAUUUAUAGGUAUAUUAAAGCUAUCUGUAUCAUUUAUACUAUGUAGAAAUACUUUUUACGUUUACAUCAAUCGGCGUACACUUUGUUAUCAACAAUAACUUUUGUACUUUUCAACAUAAAAUAAUAAUGUAUGUAAAUCUUAUGUUUUAAAGUGAGAUGUGAACAUAAGAUCUUAUUUCUAAAAUUCUGAAACUGAACAGUAACACAAGAUAAUGCAAAGAUUUCACUGAAGUUACUAUUAUCAAAAAAAAAUUUAGCUUGACUUCAUAGAAUACCAAAUAUUAUAAUAUUUCAACAUCAUUACCAAUAUGAAUAGCUUAUAUGAUAUUGUAUUUAUGAUAUUUGUAUUUAUUAUACUAUGAUGUCAAGUCUGAAAAUACGCAUCAACAAGCGCAAUUUCUUUUUGUCUGAGGAAAUAACGUUACUGCUUCAUGAAUAGCUUUUGCUACAUAAUCCAGAUUAUACUCUGUCAGUCCACAAAUAUUUAUACGUCCACUGCGUAGUAGAUAAAUAUGAAACUGAUCCAAUAAAUGCUUCACUUGUCUCUCUGUAGAUUUAGAUUAAAUAUAUUUUAGAAAUUUUCUUUUCUUAAA